AUGAGGUCGUCGACGCUGGUCCUGCUCGUCCUGAUCAGCGUCCAGGCUGCACUCAACAUGGGAGGGGACGCCCAGCCGCCAGCCAAUCAGCACGCAGCAUCCCAAACCACACCCACCAUUCAGAAUUCUCAAUCUGACCUCAUACCUACUGUGGACCCCAAACUUUUUAACAAACGCCGCUACCGUUCACCUCGUGUGGUCUUCAGCGAUGUGCCGCCCUCAGAGUCUGAGAUGGGUGGCACCAGUGGGUCAAGAGGCCCGCGGGUUCGCCGCAAAGCCGGGCAGCUCCCUCACCGGGGUGAAUAUUCAGUGUGUGACAGCGUUAACCACUGGGUAGGUAACCUGACCCGAGCCACAGACAUGGCGGGAAACGAAGUUACUGUCCUGCCGGACGUCCGCAUCAAUAACGUGGUGAAGAAGCAGUUUUUCUAUGAAACCACUUGCCGAGUCACCAAAGCCAGCAGCGGGGCCGGGGCUGGAAGAGGAGCCAGUGGAGUCAAACCAGGAUCAACUGGCUGCAGGGGCAUCGACAGCCGGCACUGGAACUCCUACUGCACUAACACACACACUUUUGUACGGGCUCUCACAUCCUUCAAAAACCAGAUCGCCUGGCGACUUAUCCGUAUCAAUGCAGCCUGUGUGUGCGUGCUUAGCCGCAAGUCCUGGAGGCACUGA
Molecule: messenger RNA, 675 nt
Organism: Chanos chanos (milkfish)
Lineage: Eukaryota; Metazoa; Chordata; Actinopteri; Gonorynchiformes; Chanidae
Gene: ngfa
Product: nerve growth factor a (beta polypeptide)
Exons: 2
Coding region: 1-675 (224 amino acids)
Biological process (GO): neuron projection morphogenesis; cell surface receptor protein tyrosine kinase signaling pathway; negative regulation of neuron apoptotic process
Cellular component (GO): dendrite; synaptic vesicle; axon
Molecular function (GO): growth factor activity; nerve growth factor receptor binding
Source: RefSeq, a predicted model, not a curated record